AUGGCCGUAACGAGCGUCAAUAAUAGGAAACGGAAAAGGUCUAAGGAUCCUCAAGUAGACUCAAUCGAAAGGGAUGAAGAGAUUACAGAACCCUCAUCUGAUGAAAGUUCCAACGAGCUGUUACAGGAUGACGAGGAUGAAGAAAACUUGGAAUCUGAUGAGGAAUUCCAUGGUGAGAGCUCUACCGACAAAAGACGGCGCUUAGCAAAGCAGUAUCUGGACAAUUUAAAGUUGGAGGCAAAUGACAUGGUAGAAGAAGAGAAGCUAGAUGAAGAUGAGCCUUUCCCUAAUGCAGGUGACUACAACAACUUCGAUGCCCGUGAUCUAGACCGUGAUAUCAUUGCGACAAGACUGAAGCAAGAUGUCGCUGAACAACAAGGACGUAUAUAUAGGUUCAUUGCUGAUAAAUUGCUUCUAUCAGAAGUUAAAGUAAGCUUUACUAGGGUGGGUGAGAAGAACAUAACGUCAAUAAGCUGUCAUCAGCCGGCUCUGAAUAAAUUUAGCCAUGAAGAUACCCGCGGAAAGAACAAAGAAAAAACCUUUGCAUAUGCAGUCAGCAAAGAUCUCUGUUUGACAAAGUACGAUGUUACAGAUUUCAAUGCAAGGCCAAAAAAAAUGAAAUACGCGAAGGGUGGACCUCGAUACAUUCCUGAUAGUAAAUUUGAACAUGAAAACACAACAGAAGGUCAUUAUGAUGAAAUAUUAACAGUUGCUGCAUCACCAGAUGGUAAAUAUGUUGUUACCGGUGGAAGAGAUAGAAAGUUAAUUGUUUGGAGUACCGAAUCUCUAUCACCCGUAAAGGUUAUCCCAACUAAAGACCGUCGCGGUGAGGUACUGUCAAUGGUAUUUAGGAGGAAUAGUGAUCAGCUUUUCGUUGCAUGUGCAGAUUACAAAAUUAGGACCUAUUCCAUCAAUCAAUUCUCUCAACUUGAAAUUCUGUACGGUCAUCAAGAUUUAGUCGUGGAUAUUUCUGCGUUAAGCAUGGAAAGAUGUGUAACAGUGGGAUCUCGUGACCGCACAGCGAUGUUAUGGAAGAUUGCAGACGAAACGAGAUUGACAUUUAGAGGUGGUGAUGACCCCGAAAGGCUUCUAAAAAAAUGGCUUAAAGCCAAUACUGAACAAUUGGCAAAUGGUGAACAGAAAGUACCUCCAGAAGAAGAAUGGCCAAUUUUUUACGGAGAAGGAAGUAUUGAUUGUGUAACGAUGGUUGAUGAUACUCAUUUCAUUACGGGAUCUGAUAACGGAAGCAUAUCAUUAUGGUCUCUGUCGAAGAAGAAACCCGUCUUCACUAGACGUUCUGCCCAUGGCUUGAUUCCCUCUCCUUUACCAAGAGAAAUAUCAGCAGAAAGCAGCGAAAAGGCAUGUGAAGUUCAACUGCAAGGUAGAAAACUAUCAAAACCCUAUUGGAUUACGGCCUUGCACGCAAUACCUUACUCUAAUGUGUUCUUCUCUGGUUCUUGGAAUGGAACCAUAAAUGUAUGGAAAAUUUCUGAGAAUUUACGUGAAUUUGAUCUUAUUGGAGAACUUCCUAAGUGUAAAGGCUUGGUAACAAAAAUUCAAGCUGUUGAAAGUGGCAAGCAUGGAAGAGAAACGUUUCGCAUACUUGCUGGAGUUAGCAAAGAGCAUAAAUUAGGCAGGUGGAUUAGCAAUAUUCCGGGUGCAAGAAACGGUCUUUAUUCAGCCGUCAUUGAGCAGGCAAGGUUUUAG
This is a messenger RNA of Lachancea fermentati, 1707 nucleotides long. The record is from the annotation of a GenBank genome assembly. Lineage: Eukaryota; Fungi; Ascomycota; Saccharomycetes; Saccharomycetales; Saccharomycetaceae.